Messenger RNA from Anisakis simplex (herring worm), 795 nucleotides. The record is from the annotation of a GenBank genome assembly. NCBI's taxonomy places the organism in Eukaryota, Metazoa, Nematoda, Chromadorea, Rhabditida, Anisakidae.
AGUGAAGUGGAAUGUAUGAUACGUAAGAUUCGUCCAUAUCAUGGUAUAAUAUUACUUGAAGAAUCAAUACCGUCCCCAGACUCGAACCCGUCCGUUCGCCUCAUUCUGAAGCAUUGUGAACCGGAUAAAAGUUUAAUUGGAAUAAGUAAUGCAUCUGGUUUACCGCUGGUGCAAGUGUUGCUGGUCGUAAGGCAUCUUCUACUAUGGGCCAGAGCCGUCGUUAUCUAUCCGUUGUGUAGUAGUAACGUCUAUUCAUCAGCCACUCAUCCAAAACCUCUGAAUAACUUAUCGGAAAACUUCUCGGAAUUAUUCGAGGAUGCCGAACUGGCAUCGGUACUGGCUGAAUUCUCACCACCGUGCACACUCGCUGAAUUCACGAACGCGUCGUUAUAUUCUGUGGAUCAGCAGCGUGUUCGAUUGCGAAUGGUCGCGAGACUGCUGCGUGACGAACUUAUAAUGCAGUUGCAUACGUUCUUUUAUUUGUUACCUCCUGAUGGACUUGAAUCAUUGAAAGAUGAGAAGAUCAAGGAAAUGAUUGUAUCAGCGCAAUUGACCAAUGAAAUAAAGAGUACUGUCGCAUCGAUUUGUAAUUCUCUAUUAACGAAUUCAAGCAGUGAACAGGUCGAGAGUACACUCGCCUUGUUUAUCAGAUUACUACCAUAUCUGAACGGCGAGCAUCACAUUGAAGAUAUAAUGUAUCGGAUGAAUCUCGAUCGAUCCGUAGUUGUACGUGUUCUCGACACAUUCGCAUCCGUAUUGAGCACAUUCUCAAGACCUGAAUUUAUCAUUCCGUAA